AUGAAAAACAAUAAUUCAAAUAAUCAAAAGGGCAAUGAAAAUAGAGAAAAAAAUAAUAAUGAAAAAAAAGAAGAGUGUAUAGAGUUGGAUAUGCUGGGGUUUGAAAAUAAAGAUUUAGAAAAAGAUAUUUUAAAUAGUAUUACAGCAAGUAUUGGUUCAAACGAUAGUGGGGUAAUUAGUAAUGAAUUGGACUCUUCAAUUGGAAGUAGUAAUAAUAUAAUAAAUAGAUUAAAUAAUAUCAGUAUUGAAGUUAACAAUACUGAUAUUGAAAAUAUAAAUAGUUUCAGUAAUAAUAUAAAUUUUACAGAAAAUAGCAAUAACUCCUUUACAAAUAUAAAUAUUAGCGAUAAUAAUACAGAAAAUAAUAUCAAUAAUAACAAUAUACCUAUAAAUAAUAAUGAAAAAAACUAUAUAUUUGGUAUAAAAUUUAUAUAUCCAGAAACUGAAAAUGUUGUAAUAAUUAAAAAAGAAGAAAAAAAUAAAUUUUUUUGGAAAUGGAAUAAAGAUUAUCCAGUCAAUUUAAGAGAUUAUAUAGCAAAAGAAGAUUUCGUUAAUGACAUCGAAUUGUUAAAUGGUUUAAAAAGAUAUUAUAUAUUUGUAAUGUCUUUAUAUAGUUUUUGGCUUUUGUUCUUCUUGGUUAUGAUUUUCGUUGGUGUUACCCCAAAGUAA
This is a messenger RNA of Dictyostelium purpureum, 669 nucleotides long. RefSeq lists its product as uncharacterized. The transcript has a single exon. Bases 1 to 669 code for a protein of 222 amino acids. The record is from RefSeq and is a predicted model, not a curated record. Lineage: Eukaryota; Evosea; Eumycetozoa; Dictyosteliales; Dictyosteliaceae.